GAGAGAGAGGAGAGAGAGUCAAGGUGGAUGGCGGACAUAGUGUGUGUUUUAGACAGAGAGAGAGAGAGAGAGAGAAGAGAGAGAUUCUGGAGUGAGAAAGACAAUGAGAUAAAACCCUGGUCUCCUGUUCUGGCAUUUCCAAUUUCUCUAAUAUUCUAUACGUAAAGGCUCAUCCUUUUUUUCUCCAAUUCACCUUUUUGAAAUUCUGUGACCCUUUCCAUGCCCCUCUCCCUCUUUUCUCCAGCUAUUAUACUCUCUCUCUCUCUCUUGCAUAUAUUAUAUUAUAUUAAUUAACAUUAUCAUUAUCUUUAUCAAAUCAUCAUCAAGUGGAAGCAGCUGAUAUAUACUUAUAUAGAGCUAGCUUAAUACCUGAACCUGCCUCCACAUCACAACAUAACCCAGAUCACGAAAAGCCAAAGCCAAAGCGCAAGCCAUGGGGAGAGCUCCUUGCUGUGACAAAGCCAAUGUCAAGAAAGGUCCCUGGUCACCUGAGGAAGAUGCCACCCUCAAGGCUUACAUUGAGAAGCAUGGCACCGGCGGUAACUGGAUUGCCUUGCCCCAGAAGAUAGGCCUUAAAAGGUGUGGCAAAAGCUGUCGCCUUAGAUGGUUGAACUAUCUCCGGCCGAAUAUCAAGCAUGGAGGUUUUUCAGAGGAAGAAGACAAUAUCAUCUGCAGUCUCUAUAUAAGUAUUGGAAGCAGGUGGUCUAUAAUUGCAGCCCAGUUACCAGGGCGAACUGACAACGACAUUAAGAACUACUGGAACACAAGACUGAAGAAAAAGCUCUUGGGCAAGCAGCGCAAGCAACAACAGGCUCAGCAGAGCCGCCGUGCCGCCAGCAGCCUAAAGCAAGAGAUGAUUAAAAGAUCAGAAAGCGCUGCAACUUUUGCUAACCUUCCAGUUGAGUUUGUGAACCAAAAUCCUUACUGGGCUCCAGAGCUACCAGUGGCAGUGCCCAUGGUGAAUUAUCAAACACAUGAGCCUCAACUCAUCAAGGACCAGGCUUCCAUUAAGAACAUGCUCAUCAAACUUGGAGGAAGAUUUUCAGCUGACAAUACUACCACUACAACCACCAACACAAAUUUUCUGUACCCUGUUGACAUUUCCUCCAGCUCCUCAUCAGAUCAUCAAUUCUAUCAGAACCCCAUUGAUGUGCUUACUUGUACUUCAGCACCCAACAACAAUAUUUAUGCUGCUGAUCAGUUUGCAAGCACACACUAUGAUGCUAAUAAUAAUGGUGGGGGUUCAAGUAGUCCAACCAUGUUCCAGGGCCUUGAUGAUCACAACAACAAUCUACAGGCUGAUCAUCAUCUGAGUGAAUUGGUGGUUUAUGGCAACGACUUUCCUCAUCAGCAUCAGCAAUUGGAUGGCUUCUAUCAAGCGGCCGAGACGCUGAACAACGGUAGCACUGGAACUAGUACUACUUCUGCAGAGAGUGAAAUUAGUUGGGGAGACAUAAACUCCCUGGUUUAUAGUACUCAGAUGGUUUCAGACUAUGAAACCUGCCAACAAAGAAUGCCCACAGUUCAUUCUGUCUUUGCAGAGUCAACCUACUUUGGCCUCAAAUGACACCAAUGUACAUGGUAACUGGGGUUGGAGGGUUGUAAAUGAAUUUGGACCACAAGGGAUUUGGUGUCUCAAUUUCAGAAAAAAAGGCUAGCCAAAUUGAACUGAGUAGGAUUUGUUUGCUUUUCAGUCAGACUUUGAUCAAGUUGACCAUCUCUUUAUUUCUCAUUUCUUUGAUUUUAUAAUUAAUUAACAACUUUAAUUUCUCUCUAAUAUGUUAGCUUGGCUGAAGUAUCAAAUU
Molecule: messenger RNA, 1805 nt
Organism: Prunus persica (peach)
Lineage: Eukaryota; Viridiplantae; Streptophyta; Magnoliopsida; Rosales; Rosaceae
Product: transcription factor RAX3
Exons: 3
Coding region: 434-1567 (377 amino acids)
Source: RefSeq, a predicted model, not a curated record